Molecule: messenger RNA, 387 nt
Organism: Echinostoma caproni
Lineage: Eukaryota; Metazoa; Platyhelminthes; Trematoda; Plagiorchiida; Echinostomatidae
Source: the annotation of a GenBank genome assembly
ACUUCGCUCACAGCUGAUUUACACGUGCUCGCACAUGCGUGUGCGCCUAACCGGGUUCGUUCAAUGCGUUCGCACUCCAGUCAUGCGGAGCUGCGCGCACGGGACAUUCUUUUGUUGUAUCGAUCGGUUCUAGAUCGCCGUUCCGAAAAACCGCCAUUUUCCUACAUCGCUUUGAUCGCGAUGGCGAUACAGGCUUCACCGUCGAAACGAUGCACGCUGAGUGAAAUCUAUCAAUAUUUGUACACCCAAUUUGCAUUCUUCCGCGGGCAAUAUACAGGAUGGAAGAACUCUGUGAGACAUAACCUCUCUCUAAACGAGGUGUUUAUAAAACUUCCGAAAGGUGAGUACAUGAAUGCUCACAACUCACUACCUACUUUGAAUUGUUGA